Ilex paraguariensis (yerba mate) is the source of this 1980-nucleotide messenger RNA. Lineage: Eukaryota; Viridiplantae; Streptophyta; Magnoliopsida; Aquifoliales; Aquifoliaceae. The record is from the annotation of a GenBank genome assembly.
UUGCUUUAGCUGUUUUUCUUUCGAUAGAGAGCGAUGAAGACGUCUCUGAAGAAACUGCGAGGAUUGGCGCAUCACAUGCACGAAAAAAGAGAGCGAUAUGUCCAACCAUCUAAGGCUCAAUUGGAUGAGCUCGCUCAGGCUUCUCAGGACAUGGAAGACAUGAGGGACUGCUAUGACAGCUUGCUUUCUGCAGCAGCAGCGACUGCAAACUGUGCAUAUGAAUUCUCAGAAUCACUACGGGAAAUGGGUGAUUGUCUUCUUGAGAAAACUGCAUUGAAUGAUGAUGAAGAAAGUGGUAAAGUUUUGCUGAUGCUGGGAAAAGUGCAGUUCGAACUCCAGAAACUUGUUGAUAGCUAUCGGUCUCAUAUUUUCCAGACCAUCACAAUCCCAUCAGAGUCCCUUCUUAAUGAACUACGCAUAGUUGAGGAGAUGAAGAGACAAUGUGAUGAAAAAAGAGAUAUAUAUGAAUCCAUGAUAACAAGACACAGAGAGAAGGGGAGAUUGAGAAGCAGUAAAGGAGAACGUUUUUCUUCUCAUCAGUUGGAACAAGCUCAUGAGGCCUAUGAUGAGGAGGCAACCUUUUUUGUUUUUCGAAUGAAAUCCCUGAAGCGGGGACAAUCCCAUAGUCUUCUUACACAGGCAGCUCGGCACCAUGCUUCUCAGCUUUGUUUCUUUAGGAAGGCUCUCAAAUCUCUCGAGGCAAUUGAACCACAUGUCAAAUCGGUCACUGAACAGCAGCAUAUUGAUUACCAUUUUACUGGACUUGAAGAUGAUGACAAGGAUGGUAGUAAUUCUUAUGAUGAUGACUAUGAUGAUGAGGAUGAUGAGGAUGAAGAUGACACUGACAGUGGUGAUGAAGAAUGUGAUGAUGGUGAGUUGAGUUUUGGCUAUGGACAAAAGGACCAGGGACAAGAUCUUUCUAUAUCAAGAAACUCAAUGGAGUUGGAACAUGUGGAUCUUACGUUUCCACAUGUUGCUUCAAUUGAUGCAGCGAAGGAAAAUCUAGUUGGAACCCCUGGUGGGAAUUAUUUUGACCCUCAGAGAGAGCUCAAGGAAAGCAGCAAAUCAGCUCCACUUUUUGCUGAGAAGAAAUUUGAUCCGGCUGAAAAGCCGAGACAAUUAUGGCCAUACUCUUCACGGAAGUUUCAUACUUAUGUGCUACCCACUCCAGUUGAGACAAAGAGUCCAGUUUCGGUGAAAUCAGAUGCUCAAAUUCUUCAAACAAAACAAAUACAAACAAGUGGGCGCAUGCAGAAUUUGUGGCAUUCAACCCCUUUGGAACAGAAAAAAUAUCAACAGAUUUUGGGAAAUGAGAAAUUAUCAGGCCCCAUCAUCCUAAAUACAGAGUCAGUACUCAAGGAAAGCAACAAUAAUACAAAACCAUGUCGAUUGCCGCCUCCUUUGACUGACAGAGUCUCCUCUGUGCACCUUGAUAUACAUGCUGCUUCUGUUACUAAAAAUCCCAACAGACAAGCUUUUUCUGGUCCAUUGACAGGGAAGUCAUGGGCAAACAAGCCUAUUCUAUCUGCCAGUGGUCCCAUAGCCUCAACCGGACACUCUCAGCCGUUAUCUGGUUCUCUCCUGCGUACUCCAUUGCCUCGGCCAUCCUCAACCCAAAAAUUAUCUUCAAGUGCUUCUCCUACUUUUGUGUCAUCACCUAAAAUAAGUGAGCUUCAUGAACUCCCUAGGCCUCCUGCUCAUUUAGCCUCCAAUAGACCUUCAUAUCAAAUUCAUCAUUCAGCUCCCUUGGUGUCCAAAUUUCCAGAGCUUUCUGCUACGAAAAAAGUGGUGGUGUUCACUGCAGCAUCUACUCUUCCAGUUCCUUGCCAUACCAUCCCUCGUAGUUACUCCAUACCAUCCAGAGAUGACAGAGAAAUGCCAUUGAAUGCAUCCAAGCCAUUGGAUGCUGCUCACAAUUCAAAGUUGGCUGAAGAAAUUGCGUCACCUCCUUUGACACCAAUUUCUUUGUCUGAUAUCUAG